UCUCUCCAAAUUUCCGGUUACAGUUCUCGUGAUUCAAUCGUUCAUGUAGCUAGCUACCUCAGUGGAUUUAAUUCUGACUACAGGGAAUGGCAACUCCAAACAUUGAACUCUGAUGUGCAAUGGACCGAUAUACAUCGGACACGGAUAUCGAUGACCAAGAACAACCGUUGUUGCUCAGUCGACAAGAUGAUAAAGUCGAAAGAGCCCCUGCGUGCUGCUCUUCGAGGUAUGGUCUGUCCCUGCUCUCCUGUUAUGGUUUCUUUGUGGCCUAUGCCCUUAGGGUCAACCUGAGUGUUGCCAUGGUGGAUAUGCUUAACAACACAGACGCCAGCGGCAACACCAGCAAAUCCGUGUGUCCUGCACACUCCAGCCCUGCUCGCCCCAAACACAACCACACUGCCAGUGUGUAUGACUGGGACUCUGAGACCCAAGGCUGGAUCCUGGGCUCCUUCUUCUACGGCUACAUCCUGACUCAGAUCCCAGGGGGCUACCUGGCACGCAAGUAUGGGGCCAAAUGGCUACUGGGCCUAGGAAUCCUGGGAACAGUAGUCUUCACCCUCCUCACCCCCGUGGCUGCCGACCUGGGCGCAGGCUACCUUAUCGCUGUCAGAGUGCUGGAGGGUAUCGGAGAGGGAGUGACGUUUCCAGCCAUGCACGCCAUGUGGGCAUUUUGGGCCCCACCAAUGGAGAGGAGCCGAUUGCUCACCAUCGCUUACACUGGUGCUCAGCUGGGUACAGUGGUCGCCCUUCCCCUGUCUGCUCAGAUCUGCUUCUACCUCGACUGGACCUGGGUCUUCUAUAUCUUUGGUAUUGUGGGAAUUGUGUGGUUCAUCCUGUGGGCGCUCCUUGUCAGUAACACUCCCAACACACACCCGCGGAUCUCAGAACAGGAGAGACUAUACAUCACUUCCUCCCUGAAUAAGGAGCUCACUUUGUCGGGUGACCACAUCCCCUGGGGGUCCAUCUUGACGUCCAUGCCACUGUGGGCCAUAGUAGUGGCUCACUUCUCCUACAACUGGACAUUCUACACACUACUCACUUUGCUGCCCACAUACAUGAGUGAUGUAUUGGGCUUCAGCAUCAAAGAGAACGGUGCCCUGUCGGCUCUGCCCUACAUCGGCUGUGGGCUGCUGGCCGUGCUGGGAGGCCAGCUGGCUGACUACCUGAGGGAGAACUGCUUCUACCGCACUGUGGUCGUCAGGAAGGCCUUCAGUCUCAUAGGUAUGAUUGGGCCGGCAGUGUUCAUCGUGGCUGCUGGGUAUACAGGCUGUAACUACAUCCUGGCAGUAGCCUUCCUCUCUAUCUCUUCCUCUCUGGGAGGAAUCGUUGCCUCCGGCUUUAACAUCAACCACCUCGACAUCGCCCCAUCUUAUGCUGGGAUUUUGUUGGGAAUCACCAACUCCUUUGCCACGAUACCUGGUAUGGUGGGACCAGUCAUAGCAAGAGCCUUGACCAAAAAUAACACUAUAGAGGAGUGGCAGACAGUGUUCUACAUCUCUGCUGGGAUCAACCUGUUUGGAGCAGCUUUCUAUACAGUGUUUGGUCAAGGCGUGGUGCAACCCUGGGCCAUCCACAAUCCCAAAGGCAACUGAAAUGGACUCACAGCCAUGGGACAGUUUCAACCAGGCUGCUCUACACACAACCCUAAUGGGAAAACAGCCUUCUAAAGUAACCUCAAAGAUUUUGUUUGUAAUUUUUGGGUAAUGGGUAUGAUAAGUGCAUUUUUUAAAUCAAUUAAUAUAUUACUCUGUGUGUAGGCCCUUGUGAUAGAACCCCUUUUAGUGUUUUACUAUGUUUACAGGUAGGGGUUUGUGCUUGUUUUUAAAAACCUUUACAUUUGAUGAAGUCUUACAUUGACUGGCAUCAGACAAGUAGCAUUUCCACUUUGUCAUUUGUUGCUCCUCUGUUAGAUGCUCAGGAGAAAAAACAAAGCCAUAUAAAUUAAGGAUAUUGUAUGUAGCACAGUUAUUGCCAACUGAAAGAGCAGUCGUCCAGGAUAGAAUCCAUGUGGGUUUCUCUACUUGUGAGAAACUAGUUUUUUGGCCUUCCGCUUGUGCCUUAUAGUGAUGACUAAAGUAUAGGACUAUGAUCAUCAACCCAGUAUAUUUCAUCUAAUCAAUACAUGUGACCGAACUGAUAAACAGCAGUAUUCCCUGUGUCAAUUUGUCUACCGUCCAAAUCUCUUUCUUUUACUGAUGAAUUGUGUUUUUUGUUUACUUGCUGGUCCAACUACAAUGAAGGAGUUUAAGGGACUUGUCUACUUGAUUUAUUUUUAACGACAAUGUUUAUCAGAAAUUCUGCACGCCAACAUUCCAGAGAAUAAUGGAGAGCUGGUUUACACACUACUUACUAUGUUAAUUGUGGUAUACUACCAUUAUGGCCAGUUUGGUUGCUUUAUGUGAGGGCGAUAUUUAUAGCACAGGCUUUGUUUCCCCCACCUAAAGGAACUGUACUACUUAUGUUUAAGAGACCUCAAAUGGUCCGUUUCUCAAAUUGCCAUUUCAUUAUGUUAGCUACAUACUGUAUCUGUAUAAGCUUUGUACACCUCAAAGGCAGCGUUUAGACGUUCUGAUCUAUUUUCCACUAAUUGGUCUUUUGACGAGUCACAUCAGAUCUUUUCCCAUCUGAUCUGUGAAAAAGAUGAGAAUUGGGCUGCCUGUUAUUGCUCACACUUUCUAUUUGGCACAACAUUUUAACAAUGUAACUGGAAAUCAAAAUGGCAUGCCCAUACUCCAAUAUUUAGGUCAGCUAUGCUGGCCAAUGGCAUCCCUUGGGAAAGCCAACUACCAAACCAUCCAGUGAUUUAUACAUUCUGGGCUCCUGAAAGACUGAUCUCUAUAAUAUAUAAACAACUUUUGGAAAGCUCAUUCUGAGCUAGCCAUUUAAAGUAUGAUCCACAUAUCUAAUUGAAUCUGAAGAAACCUUUAACUGGAACAGAAUAUUGAAGAAAAAGUCAGCCUACGGGUACAUGUUUUAUAAACCCCUCUCAACAAAAACUAAAACCGUGGUAAUAAAUUGUUCUGCCUGUCUAAACGUAGCCAAAGUAAUCACAUUAAUUUAAAUGUUGAUAUUGGCAUAUUUGAUGCGUGAUCGUUAAGAGAAGGUAAAAUGAGGUACAGCAUAUAUUUCAGUAAAUGACCAAUGUAAAAAUCUAAUAAAACAUUUAAAGGAAAUCGUAUUGAA
This is a messenger RNA of Coregonus clupeaformis (lake whitefish), 3183 nucleotides long. RefSeq names its product solute carrier family 17 member 5 (gene slc17a5). The coding region runs from base 120 to 1592 and encodes 490 amino acids. The transcript is spliced from 11 exons. Gene Ontology annotation, biological process: monoatomic anion transport; transmembrane transport. Gene Ontology annotation, molecular function: transmembrane transporter activity. The record is from RefSeq and is a predicted model, not a curated record. Lineage: Eukaryota; Metazoa; Chordata; Actinopteri; Salmoniformes; Salmonidae.